AAAGGCCGAUCCCAGCGGCCUUUUACCACGUGAUCAGCGGUGUCCAAUGACACACUGAUCACAGGGAAAUGCAAGUGCCGGUUCUCGGCUGUACUUUCCUCACGCUGUCAGAUCGUGAGGAAAUGGGGAUCGGCACCGAUCAUCAGGACACUGAUGAUCAGUGCCCUGAUGAUCGGUGCCCCAGCAGUGCCACCCCGCAAGUUCCGCCCACCUGUGCCCAGCAGUGCGCCCACUAGCUCAGAACCCCCACCUGUGCCCAGCAGAUCACCCACCUGUGCCCAGCAGUGCACCCACCUGUGCCCAGCAGUGCACCCACC
This is a messenger RNA of Staurois parvus, 317 nucleotides long. The record is from the annotation of a GenBank genome assembly. NCBI's taxonomy places the organism in Eukaryota, Metazoa, Chordata, Amphibia, Anura, Ranidae.